GAGAACUGACUCAGAGGUACAACAGUGUUUUAUUUCCCCAGAGCUCCAGGAUGCUUUGCCUGAAUGAUGAACUGCUCUUUAAACUUAACCUUGGAUACGUCAGUGCUUUGGUUUUACAGCACACCGUGAUCGUUCUUCUACUUGCAGACUCCUUUAGAGGCCAGUCUCAGGGGGCUAGACCUUCUCGAACAAUAGUGACAUUAGUUGGUGAAGACGUUAUCCUGCCGUGCCACCUGGAACCUGCAGUGGAUGUUGUUUCUAAGAGUGUGGAGUGGGGGAGACUUGACCUGGAACCAAGAUUUGUCCAUGUGUGGCAUGAAGGUCAAAACAUUCUCAGUAACCAAAACCCGUCUUACAGAGGAAGAACAUCAGUGUCCAUUGAGAAACUGAAGCAUGGAGACCUUUCACUGACACUGUCUGCAGCCAAACUCUCCGAUAAUGGAAUCUAUAGAUGCUACUUUCCCUCACAGAAUAAAGAAUCCACUGUUGAGCUUAUUGUUGGUUCUGUCUCCUCAGCGGUCAUAGCUGGAAUUUACUUAAACAGCAGCGCAGUGGUGUUACAGUGUGAGUCUGCAGGCUGGUAUCCAGAGCCUGAGGUGUUGUGGCUGGACGGUGAGGGAAAGCUCCUCUCUGCUGGACCUACAGAGACAGUCAGAGGUCCUGAUGACCUCUAUACUGUCAGCAGCAGAGUGACUGUGGAGAAGAGACACAGCAACAGCUUCACCUGUAGAGUCCAACAGAGGAACAUCAACCAGACCAAAGAGACAGAGAUUCAAUUUUCAGCUGAUUGCUUCGAGGCUCCAUCUUGUUCUGCUGCUCGUGUCGGCAUUUUAGUGUUUAUUUUCCUCAUUUUUGUUUUUGCAGCAGCCUAUGUUGUGUGGAAAUGGAGACAGCACAAAACCAAAGACACAAAGAUGAACCGUGAUGGUGAGAGAGCAAAGACAGAGACAGAGCAGCUCAUGGCAGAACGCAAGAAAAUGGAGGAUUUGGGGGAGAAAAAGGCAAAACUUGUAGAAAUGUUACAGAAGAAUGAAGAAGAAGAGAAAGACUUGGAGCAGGUGGUUAAAACACUGAUGGAACAGGAGGAGCAACUGAAAGAACAGAGAGAUCAAACAGAGCAUCAAAAGAACCACAUGGAGAGAAACAUUACAGAUAUUGAGAACAAGCUUCAGUCAGUGGAGAAGAUGGCAGAGAGUGACCGAUACCAUGAGAUGAAGAGCAUUGUGUUAACGGCCAAAAAUCAGUUGAAGGGUAGGAAACAAGAAGAUGAAAAACUUCACGUGGAAACACAGAGACUACUGACUAAAACACAAAGUGUGAUAAAUAGAAUGACAGACAGGAAGAAGGCAGCAGAAAACUACAAGGAGACACUCAGUGAGCAGCUGGAGGAGAUAGAGAAACAAAAAAAAGAGAUUCAAAGGAAACUUCAGUCAGAGCAGACUUUAGAUUAUUAAAAGACAACAGCUAAUCAAAGUCUUAUUCUGGUGUUGAUACAGAUUUGUUUAUAGCAGUAAUACGAAUGCACUAAAAACCCAUCUUCAUUUAUGAAUCAUCAUCUGAGAGCUCUCAUUAAUGAUGCAGAACAACUUUUACAUGACUUUUGCCUGGAUCCAGGCCCGGCGCCAUGAAGUUACUGAGGGGGCGGUUAAAAAUUACAAAGGGGGAAAUAUUUAUUAUGCAACAUAGGUUCACAGUGAGUUAUAAAGAGCGCGCAGCCGUGCGUAAUUGUCGCACGUAAUGACAGCUCGUCGCCGUCUUUCAAGUUUGUCUCCUGACAGAUGGAGCUGACAGACAGACAGACAGACAGACAGACAGACAGACAGGUGGAGCAAGCGGCAAAUUGGUAUGAAAGCUGGUUCAGGUUUCAGUUUUUCCACUAGCCUAAUCUGUCAUCCAAAGAUGGAUGCCCCCGAUUUCAAAACUCAUUCAUCAUCAGUCAUCCUGCUGUCUGGAUGCAUGUCUGACAUAUCCAGCAGAAAAAAACGUGUGUCACAUAGAACAUAGAAAAAUAAACCAGCUAGAUUCUGUCUUACUUUUCCUCAGUAGAGUCGCAGCCUUCUUGUUUGUUUGUUAAACUCUCUGAGUAAGCGAGGAGCCACUGGCCUCAGCUGCAGUCUCUGCUGUAGUGUUUUUUUUUUUUUUUGUUUUUUUU
Messenger RNA from Epinephelus lanceolatus (giant grouper), 2152 nucleotides. The record is from RefSeq and is a predicted model, not a curated record. NCBI's taxonomy places the organism in Eukaryota, Metazoa, Chordata, Actinopteri, Perciformes, Serranidae.